AUGAAACUCGCCAUGCUUCCGGGAGGUUGUUCUAACAAUCGAAGGAAUUGGGUAUACGACACGAGCACCGUUCGUUACAUAAGUUCAUCCGAAGAACAUGGAACUGGGAAAGCGAAAAAAGUUCGUUCGGGCUCUGAAUCUCGGUCAGGGUCUCAGUCGAGUCGAUCCCGAUCCCCGACUCGUUCAACGACCGGGAGUCCUCCAUCUUCCGAUUCCAGUACUCGUUCGGAUUCUCCCAGAUCUGCGAGAAUAUCAAUACCGUCAACUGUUGCACCACCCGCUCAGCAAACAGCAUCAUCAACUCUUGCCGUUUAUUCUGAGGAUCGCCGACCUCUUGCUAUUUGUGUGAGAAAUUUACCCACUAGAUCGAGUGAUACUUCGUUAAAAGAUGGUCUUUUUCACGAGUACAAAAAACAUGGGAAAGUCACGUGGGUGAAAGUAGUGGGAACAGCAAAUGAAAGAUAUGCAUUAGUAUGUUUUAAGAAACCGGAAGAUGUGGAAAAAGCAAUUGAAGUUUCUCAGGAUAAAUUGUUUUUCGGUUGUAAGAUCGACGUGGCUCCUUAUCACGGUUACGACGUAGAAGAUAACGAAGCUCGUCCCUACGAUACUGAAUUGGAUGAGUAUCAUCCGAAAGCGACUCGAACUUUGUUUAUAGGAAACCUCGAGAAGGAUGUGACCGCUGGAGAUAUUCGACAGCAUUUCGAUCAGUUUGGAGAAAUCAUUGAAAUAGACAUUAAAAAGCAAACAGGUGUGACUUCUUCUUACGCCUUCUGCCAAUAUGCAGAUAUCGGUAGUGUAGUUCAAGCCAUGCGGACAUUAGAUGGCGAACUUUUGGGAGAAUCCAGGUUAAAGUUAGGAUUCGGUAAAUCGAUGGCUAGUAGUUGUGUGUGGAUUGCGGGAGUGGCUGAACAAGUGUCGGACAAAUAUUUAGAUUUACAAUUUCGUAAGUUCGGGCCGGUAUCCCACGUAGUGAUAGAUAGAGAAAGAGGACAAGCGCUCAUUUUCUACGAGCAAGUUUCUGCCGCUGCUGCCGCCGUGAAAGAAAUGAGAGGAGUUCCAUUGAGGGGUAAUCGCAUUCAAAUAGAUUUCGCUUCGCGAGAAUGCCAGGAAGCCUUUUACGAAAGAAUCGACAUUCAGGGACGGGAUAACAAUUGGAGUUCGUUUGAUUCUUCGAGAUCUGAAAGGGAUAUUCUAUGUUCUCGAUACGAUUCUUCCCGGUUUCGAUACGAGCCGGCGCGAAUUCGUUCGAGUUCUUAUUCACGGAGCUCGGGUGGACGAACUCCUCGUAGGCACGAGGUUUACGAUUCUCCAAGGUAUAAGAGCUACGAAGAAUUAAGUCCGAGUAGUGAUCACGAUGAGUACGGAUCAAAUGAACCCGCGGAUUUAAGGCAUCUUCAUAAGGAACGAAAUCACUUACAGCACUUACUCGAUCAGUUAGAUAGGCCUCUUAGAUCGGUAACGGCUGCGGAUCAAGGUUUAGUUGUAACUACACAUAAUCAUCGAAGGCGAUUAUCAUCUCAUCAGAAAUCUACGGGAGAGGGGCCGGCUCCUCUGUGCAAACGAAGGAAAACGGGAAGUACAAGUGAAGAUGAAAGAAGGAAGCAACAUCAUCAUCAUCAUUCGGGGGAUGAAAGAAGAGCAGGAACUCCUUUAUUCGAUGAAAAGCCGGAUAACAUUCAACCCCAAGAACCGAGACGCAUGCCACGAGAAAGACCGGAAGAACCUUUAUCUUUACCUCUUCCACAAUUUGCUGCUCAUUGUUUUUCAAAUGCAAAGUCAGCUUGUACUCCAACUGCAUCGUUGCCUCAAACAACGACCGUGCAGCAAGCGCCACCUGCUUCACCUGUUCGUCCUCCUUCUCCAUCGUCUACGACUUCUUCAUCAGAGAUAUCUCCUCAAUCGCCCACCUUAGAAGAAAGAAUUCGUUCACUCGAUGAAAAGUAUGAAAAAUGGACCGGGAGAACUCUUCAACCUCCUACAAAACCAAAGCACCGCUUAUUAGAUGUGGACGUUCGAGAAUUACAACCGUCGGACAUAGUGAAAUCCGUACUCGCCAAGCCAAGUGUUUUUGACGAAGACUCUAAAAGAUUAGAAAAUUUCGGUGAAAAAUACGAACCUCGUGAUUUUUCUUCGUAUCCGCGAUCAGUGGGAUUAGACGUUCAAAGAUUUGUUCCGGGUGAUCCGCGUAAUCCAUCGUAUAUCUCUAAUCUUUCAGUUAAAGUGUCUCCUUUAAAUUCUCCGUCUGGAGCUUUGUUGUCACCGUGUCCAGCUGCUAAAGGCCUCCAGUAUCCGUUUCCUUCUCAUCCACCGGUGCAGCCUACCACAAGUGUUGCGACAACCACGGCAGGUUCCUCUCCGCCUCCAACGACUGCUUCCAGGCCGAUUUCAAAAAGUGUGGAAUUUUCAGUUCAAAAAGCUGAAUCCUGGUUGGGCAUAACGAAAAGUAACGAAUCAUCAACAUCUAAGGAUAGUUUGAUUUCCGGUGGCUUCGCCCAAAGGUUCAGAGAACUUCAAAAUAAAACUUCUGAAGGAGCGCCGCCCCAAAGACAAAAUGUUUCGAAAUUAACGGAUCUUGUGACGCAAAAAAUAGACAUUCCUGCUCAAAAAUCAGUGGAUCCUAGAAUAGAAAAACCAAAUUCCUUAACUACCACUACUUCAGUGCUUUCACAAAGGAUAAUAGUUAAAAGUAGUGACGGUGUUGAUGUAAUUAAAAACGAAGCAAAUUCUCAGAAACUCAAUGUAUUAGGCAAUAGCAGUAGCAGUAAUAGUAAUAGUAGCACUAACGUUAAUAACAAAAGUGGUAAUUGCAAUCCAAACAUCAAAUCAAACAAUUCCACAAACAUUAGUUCUAAAAAUAAUAAUAAUAAUAAUAAUAAUAAUCAUAACAGCAAUAGCAGUAAUAAUAAUAAUAAUAAUUAUAUCAAUAACAACGAAAAUAAUAGAAGCGUUAACAGUGUCAAUGUCAACACCGACAAAAGAGAGUGCAUUAAUAAUGAGAAUGUAUAUUUUAAGAAAGACGAUGUUUUUAGCAAAGAUGAUGAAGAGUGCAAGGACAGAACGGAUUCUGACUCUGCAAAAACAAAUCGGUCGAUGAACAACAACAACAACAACAACAGUGUCGGUAAAUCGGAAGACGUUAAUACGAAAAAUAGUGAUAGUAGUUCUUCAUCGUCAAAUAAAUUAUUAUUAUUAAAAACUGAGACUACAGAUUUGCAACCAAAAAUUACGAUUGAUGCUAGCGACGAAAUAAUAAGUGGUGUGGCGUAUUCGUCGGAUAGUAGUGCUUCUGAAAAUCAAACCGCGAACAAAAAGAACAAAAUAAAUUCCGAGAGCAUCAUCAGCCGUGGUAGUGUUUUUAAUUCCAGUGAUAAUAAUUCAAAUUUAGAAAUAAAAGAAUUGACAGAAACAAAUGCAACCAAUCAGAACUGUGAAAGUACAAAGAAGGUAGAUAGUAGUAGUUUAAUAAAAUCGAAUAUUUCUCAAAGUAAAACAGCGAAUGUGAUAUUAGCGGAAUCGGAAGAGUCUUCUCGGAGCUCUUCGAUUCAUGAUUCAAUCAAAUCGGGAGCCGCGAUGAAAACAAAUACAAAUGGUUCCUCGGUGAAAACGGGUGGUUCAAUUGCUUCAAAGAUCUCAAUAAAUAGUGUUAAAUGUUUAAAUGAUGCCGAUAAAUCGUUAUCGUGUAAAUCAUCAUCUUCUGUACAUAAAGAUGAAUUAGGUAAUUUUCAUAUCCGGGAUAGAGAGAAUAGCGGAGAUGCUAAUGAUAAAUUAAAUAAAUGUUCAACAAAGGAAAAGGACAACAACAAAAGUAUGUUUGUCAAAGAGGAUAGGAUUGUUUGUAGGGAAAGUGAAAAAGACAAAAUUAAAGAUAAAAUUUCUGGGGAUAAAGAAAAGGAAAAGUCUGGCGUGAGAGAUAAGCACAGGGAAAAAGACAUGCCGGAAAAUGUUGAUAAAGAGAGGAAAAAAGAUCGUGAGGUGGAGUCGGAAAGAAAAAAAGACAGAGAGUCCAUGGAGGUGAUUGAAAGGGAAAAAAGGAAAGAACACGAAUCGGAAAAGGAUAGAAAAAAGGAUCAGUUCGAUGUUUUGGAUAGGAGAAAAGAUGUCGGUUUGGAUAAGAAACCGCAAGAUAUGGAAAGAGUCAAGAGAAAAGAGGAAGAAAAAGAAAAGGAAAAGGAAAAGGAAAAAGAGAAGAAAAGGGAAAAGGAAUUAUUAGAAAAAAGAAAGGAUUUUUAUUCUUUGGAAAGGCAUAAAAAAAGUGGCGUGGAUGAAAAGAAAAAAGAGAGCGUGGAUGUUGAUGGGAAAAAGAAAGAUAGAAGUGGAAAUCAGCCUAUUAGCAUAGGUAAUAAAAGGCGAAUGAGUUCGCAAGAUGGAAUUGAAAACAAUUCGGAGGAAUCUAAAAAAGUUAAAACGGAGCACAAGAGAAGGGAUUCCAAAGAAUGUAAGAGUAACGUUAACACUAUUUUGAGUUCUUCUUCGAGCAAUAAUAAAAUCAUAAAAGUUGAAACCAAAUCGGAAACAAAAUCAAAUAACGAGUACAAAUACAAAUCUUCAACGGCCGAAUCGUCGUCGUCGUCGUCGUCGUCGUCUGUUCAUAAAUCGGGAGAUUCCAGGACUCAAGAUUAUAAUAAAAGAAAAGAAGAUUCCGAGAGGAAAAAAUCAUUAUGUGAAAACAUUGAUAAAAAGAAAGAUGGUAAAAAAAUUCAAAUGAAAUUGGAGGAUGUUUCGAAAACUUCAAGUGAAGUUCAAGGAGGAGGAAGGAGUAGUAGAGAAAAUGAAAAAAGUUUUGAAGUGACGGAAAACGAACGAAAACAUACUAGCCAUGGUAAAAAAGAAUCCAAGGAGAGAAAAAAAUCAUUCAAACACGAGUUCGGGAGUACGGAGUCCCUCGUCGAAGAUAAAAAAUUUCAGAAAAAAGACAGGAAAAGUAGCAGCGAGAAAAGAAGAGAGGAGGAAACAUCCGAAGGAAAACAACGAUCGAAAGAAAAGACGAAAAGCGAGUCGAAGAAAGAAAAUGGACAUGAUACGGAUAGUGAUUCUGAUUCGGAACCAAAGAAACAUUCUAUUUUCGACGUGGUGUUAGACGAACCUGCUUAUAUUUCCAUGUACGAUAAGGUGAAAGCCAGAUCGUGUAAAAACAUGCAGAAGCAGGAGGAGGAAAAAAGACAAGUGAAACUCAAGGAAAAAUUUAAUCAGUUGAAGCAAUCGAGAGCGAAACGAGAAGAAAAAAAGAGGAGCACUUCUUGGGAUGACGAUUCUGAUUCCGACUCCUCGCAAAUUGGGAGAUUGCCGAGGAGAUCGUUUUCCAGGCUUAGCAGCGAGGAUGAAGGCAUCAGCAAGAGAGAGAAAAAGAUAUCGGAAUCAUGGGAUGGCGAAAGUCGACGUUUGAAAAAAUCAUACGACACAUCUGACGAUGAAGGAAUCAAAAUAAAAAGCGGAGUACUCAAUUCGGACGUGUUUUCGGACGAAAGCGACGUGGGUUACACGGAAAAUGAAGAAAAACAUCAUCGCAAGUUAAACGUGAAAUCGAAAUCGAAAAACGUUUUUGAAUUGUCCGAAGAGGAAAGCGUCAAAAAACCCAUUUCAUCUUCGAAGGAAAACUUUCAAACGAGUUCCAAACCUGAAAAAAUAGACAAUAAAAAUAAAGUUAGAUUAUCGUUGGACAGUUCGACCGAUAGGUUCUGUUACGAGAGUAAAAGCAAGAAAAGAACACUCACAGAGUGCGUAAGCGAAGGUGAGCCUAGUUACAUUUUAAUGGGAAAAACAUCGGAUAAGGGAGAGAGAAAGAAAUCUAAGAAAAAGGACAAAAGGCAAAAGUCAAUAGAAUGCGACUCUAAAAUUAUAACCGAAGAAGAAUACAAUUCGAGUGCCAAAGGAGAGCAGGGAGAUUCGAAAUGUGGAAAGUUGGAAAAACAAGAGAGACGAAAAUCCAUUCAACACAAUGAUAUUUCGGAAGAAAUGUUUAAACACAAGAAAAGUAAAGGGUUAAAGGGGAAUUCCCUUUACGGAGUAACGCCUAAAGUCGAAGAUCGUAAAUACAGUGAAGUUUUCGACAAUUUUUCAGAUGAUUCCAACGACAACCGAUUGAUCGCGAAACCGGAAGUCAAUAGAGAAAAGGGAAAUUCCUCCAAGUGGCAAGUGGCUCAAGUAUACGGAUCCGAUUCGGAUUCAAAUUUGGAUGCAACCGAACACCACGUGUUAAUGGAUAAACCUAAAAAGACGAAGGAAAAAAAGAAAAAAGAUAAAAAGGUCAGAGAGCACAGUGAAGAAUUAUUGGAAGCGGGGCGAGCAUUGGAAAAAAUGUUGGCAUCGCCACCGUCUCGUCGGAGUUCCGAAGACGUGAACAAAUAUUGCGAUAGUAAUGAAGAUUUCGGCGAAGAAAAAGUGAAAGUCAGUAAAAAGAAAAAGAGGAAAAGAUCCAAAGACGAAAAAUCAAGCCGGCAUUCUCAUCAUCACCACCACCACCAUCACCAUCACCAUCAUAACUUCUCCGAAAAGCCCGACUCAUCCGCACCCUUGUUGGAAACGAAGUUGGAAAACACAUCUUCCGUAAAUGUUGCUCACAUUUCACCUGUGUUGCCUUCGUUGAUUGAUAUUCCGGUUUCUCCGUCCCCCGUGAAGCAAGAACCGAUUUCCUCACCCGUAUUAUCUCCGAAAAUGGAUUUAAGUCCUAUUGAACCAGAAAAAAAUAUUCACGGUUUCGGAUACGAAAUAGAUGAGAAAGCGCACGAAUCAGCCGUUCAGAGUAUCGCUUUAUUAGAUGUUGCUAAAGUCGAGCCUAAAAUAGAAAGUAAAGAUUCCAAUGAAAUGUCUUUAGAAAAAAGAGAAGAAAAUAAAGAAAGGACGGUUAUAUCUCAGGAAGAAACGGAAGAUGCUGUUGCUGCUUUACUUGGCGAAACGUUUACUUAUUCGUCUUGCUUCGAGGGUAACUCUCCUGUAGAGUCUGAACCUGAACCGCACGACGAAGAGGAAAUGCGCCAAGCUGUUCAAAGUUUAAAUGAAGGCAAACCUGAUACUCCUCAGUCUGAAUCAGGUUUACAAAUUGAUACGGACGCCGAUGAAUCUGACGAACAUUUUAACGGCUUACGCUUCGAGUCUCUUCCUCGAACUCCAGAUUUGGAUUUGUCUCAACCUCCUAAAACUCCUGAUAUUCAACAACCUUACGUUGUGGAAUCGAAAACCGCAGAGUUUCCUAGAAAAGACACAACUAGAAAUUCGAGAGAAGAAAUGGAAGUUCCCAUUGUCGAUCCAUCAUCUCCAGAUACUUUGCUGGGUUACCAAAAUCCAGAGAGUGAAAUUAAGGAUAAAGAUAUCGACUUGAAGCCACCUGUGUUGAAACCCGCUUCACCCAAAUUCUACAAAGAUGAACCGCCAACAAUUGAGCCUAUUUCUUCGAUAAAUAACACGGACAGAAUAUUCGUGGAAAAUCGAUUGCUUUUGCAUCCUCCGCCCUUGGUACCGGUGGCAAAAUCGAUUCCGAUUUCUGCGCCGAAACCCUCGGCCAAUCUGUCUGUCGUAAGACCCGUAAUUUCGCUUCCCACAAGUAGCACACCUCAAACUUUGGUGCUUACCCCUAUAAAACCUUCGAUUGCCGUAAGCGAAUCGCAUUCUACUCCUCAAAUCCCUAGAAAAACGUUUACGAUUUCUUCAACUUCAACAAUACCUACGCAGUCAUCGAUUCCUCCUACUCUGACUCCAGUUACUUCGUCUUUUAAUACUCCUGUCAAACUUGCAACUUCUUGUAAUACAGAAUCAUUGUCUGCUCCAAGGCUUACAACUACGGCAACCGUUGUUAGUUCUCAACACAUACCAAGCCACGUAAUACCUCAAAAAAUUAUUCUUCAUCAAGUUUCUAGACAAGUGCCAACGAGGUUGCUACCGACUCAAGGUUCCGUGGUAAAAGUAGUGGAUUCAAAUGUAAACUAUCAGAAAACUCCAAAUGAUAUGCCUGCUCUCACUUUGUCAGAACAAAUGAACUCGAAUCACUGUACUAUAACAACGUCGUUACCAGUUUCUGGGCCCCCCUUAAUUCAGUCAUCUACGACAUCUACAGCUUCAUUUAACACCGUGACGUCAGAAGAAUCACCGUCUACAUCCGUGAUUUCCGUAGUUCCUCGCUCUUCACAUAUUCCUGGGUCAUCUCAGGGAUACACUCGAAACGUUAGUAAUGCUGACGUUGUAAACGUUGUUUCCACUUCUCGUAGCACGUGUACAUCUGUUCCGUGUUCUGGAAUUACUUCCGUUAUAUCAGUUCACUCGAAUAUAUCGGAAACAAAAAGUUUACCUUUGAAUUGUCACAACGUCAUUCAACAGAAUGUGAUUUCCACGCCGAAAAUAAUAGGCUAUUCUUCCCAUCAUAACACACGUGCAACGGAUGAAUCCGUUUCCGAAACCAAUCUCGUUGAAGAGAGUAAAUCGACGGUAGCAAAUUUGACGAGGCUCACAACGGUUAUCGAAACCAAACACACAGAAGAAGCAGGUAAAUUAGAUGAUACAUCGGAAGAUGUUAUGAAUUUAGAAACUGAUUCAGAGGCAAUUCAUUCCGAGGAUAAAGAGAGUGAAAAAGACGAAAAUGAAAAAUCCAAAUUGUUGUCAGAAAUGGAUUCUAUGGAGAAACACGUCGAUCGAGACCAACCCAUUUCUUAUUUGAAAGAACAACAGACGCAUAUAAUUACCAACGUUCCUUUGGAAAUAAAAGAUCACAACAAUGAAUCCGUUAUUAAGAAAGUAGAUUCUUUAUGCAGCUUGAAAUCAGAUGAUGGCGCCGUGGAAAAUGCAGACGCGUGUGACAAGUCUGAUGCUUCUUCUGUUAAUUUAGACGAUUCUCUCAAAUUACUAUCUUCAGAAGAAGAAAAUAAACAAGUUAAUUCUGUCGCGUCAAGAAAAGGCAGGAAGAAAGGAAACAGGGGUGGAACUUCUUGUCGCAAGGGAAGAAACAGUAAUGGAAAUAAAACAGAAGUAUUGUGUGGAAGACGCGGAGGGAAAGCUCAAAAAAUGGGAAGAUCAGGAAACGAUUCGGAGAAAAAGCAAUCAAAAGAUAUUUACGAAUUUCACGAUGAGUCUGAUGAUGAUGCGAAUGAUGAUAAAGACAGGCCCAGGUUAAUACUCACUAUUAAAAGUCCCAAUAGUAGCAAAGAUCAACCGACAACGGCUCCGAAGGUACCCACAGCAGCCAACAAGAGUCCGAAAGAGGCACUUCCAUCUAAAAGUCCUGAACAUAAGUCUCCUGAAAAAGAUGGCAACGUUUUGAUGAAUACAAGGAAAUCUCGACGUUUGCAAGAAAAAGACGGAAACCGAAAUACAGUGGAUGACGUCAUAGAAGAUGUCGUAAGAAAUGGUACGAAUCGAAACGCAACUUCACCCCGUCGCUCUUUGAGGCAAGUGAACAAACCGGGUCCCACUUUGCCAAUUAAAAAAAUUGCUACAAGAGCUGCUAAAAAAUCCACGGGAUGCACUUCGACGGAUGACGAAGCAAAAGAAGAAAAUGUUGGUGUAAUCAAAUCAUCGGACUCGUCGUUCAACGAAGAAAAAGAAAUGACACCGACGACAAAAAUGGUAUCGACGGCUAAAGAUGAACAAGAACCUGAGGGUGAAACAAGUGAUGAAGAACCAACGACUUUAAUUGAUCCAGUCACAGGAAUGUUGAUUGUAAUGAGAGCAAAAGAAGAAGGAAACUACGUUCCGGUGGCUAACGUACCGCCUAUAGCUCCACCAACUCCUCCUCCGCCACCAUCAAAAACGGAGGCUUUACCGAUAGUGACCGAAGGGUUGGCCAGUCAUUGCAACAAAGUCAAUCCGGUGUUUAUGAAUCGUCCGCCAACUCCUCCUACAACACCGCAAGCGAGAAUGCAAGAGCCGGUAACACGGCUCCCGGUGGAAAUGAUGAAAAAAGUUGCCGGAGAACAAAUGAUGGAUCAGGAAUCCAAUAAACCUGAUUUAGAAAUAAACAAAAUCCACCCGUAUCCGAUUGAAUUGUCAAAGCAAAAGAUUUGCCACGUUGAACAGGCUAAAAUUUAUCCCGACAUAAACAGAGUAGAAUAUAACGACGGAAGCAGGACUGCGAGUAUUCCCGAAUCGCGGAAAAUCCUUCGACCCAUUUCGAAAACUCCGACGGCAAACAAAACGAGUUUUUGUUCGAAAGGCGUCUCCAUUUUAACUUCUCCCAAUAAACAAUUGUAUCAAAAUCCUAAACACAUAAAAAUGUCGCCUCAAAAUCAAAUAUUGACCGGAGCUGUUGCAAGUUCUCCUCCGCGAGUCGUCAAAACAACUCCUCCUUCUCACGAACUUCAUCCAAUGACCGGAGCCGUUGCUAGUCCUCCGCCAAGGGCUCCGCAUUUGACGAGUCAGCAACCCAUCGUAACGGGAGCAUCAAGUUCGAGAGCUUUGGUCGAUCCACCUAAAGGAGCCGGAGCUAGCCCUCGAGGAAUGACGUUGCCACCUUACGAAGCUACUUUGCAAACUCCUACUCAAAAUUUGCAAAGUCCUCCUCCAGCACAUCAACAGGGUGAAGGAAUUAAUAUGAGUCACAUAGGGCAUCCUCCAUUUGUUCAUCCUCAGUUAAUGUAUCAACAAUACCUUCGAGCUCAAGAAAUGCUUCCCUCUCCGUACCAGUUGACAUCUUCGUUACAGGGAAAACUGGAAGAGAGAGAAAGAGAGAGAGGAGCGGGAGACAUGGGAAGGAGUCCUCCGCUCGAAUUACGUAAUCAAAGAGCGACGGAUUCUCCCACGGUGUACAUGGGCCGUCAACAGUACUCUCGAUAUUACGAAGACCCACCUCCGGCUCAUUUGCACGCCGGUCGUCACAUACAUCAAACUCCAGAUGCUCCCGGACAGCCGAGACUUCAAAUAGCGACUCCACCUCAUGCUUCCCAAGUACCUCCUCAAGCGGAUUCACUUUUGAUGCUAUUGCAGAGGUAUCCCAUCAUGUGGCAGGGAUUGUUGGCUUUGAAAAAUGAUCAAUCCGCGGUUCAAAUGCAUUUCGUGUUUGGUAAUCCACACGUGGCGAGGGAUUCGCUACCGUGCAAUUCCGAUGGAUCCACUCCUCCGCUUCGCAUAGCUCAACGUAUGAGACUGGAACAAACACAAUUGGAAGGUGUUGCUAGAAAAAUGCAGAUGGAUAACGAGCAUUGCAUGCUAUUGGCAUUGCCAUGCGGUCGAGAUCACAUGGAUGUAUUGCAGCAAAGUACCAAUUUGCAAACGGGAUUCAUUACGUACUUGCAACAAAAACAAGCCGCCGGAAUCGUCAACAUAGCACAUCCCGGAUCGCAGCAGGCGGCUUACGUCGUGCACAUAUUUCCAUCUUGCGAAUUCGCCAAUGAAAAUUUAGCGAGAAAUGCUCCGGAUCUUCUUCAUCGAAUGCAAGAAAUACCUCAUUUAGUCAUCGUCAUUGCCACCGUGUAA
Pediculus humanus corporis (human body louse) is the source of this 11394-nucleotide messenger RNA. RefSeq names its product protein gar2, putative. Lineage: Eukaryota; Metazoa; Arthropoda; Insecta; Psocodea; Pediculidae. Gene Ontology annotation, biological process: regulation of transcription by RNA polymerase II. The record is from RefSeq and is a predicted model, not a curated record. Gene Ontology annotation, cellular component: nucleus. The transcript is spliced from 11 exons. Gene Ontology annotation, molecular function: mRNA binding. Bases 1 to 11394 code for a protein of 3797 amino acids.